AUGGCUCCUGCACUUGUCAGCAGUGCAAGCGACUUGGUCCAAUAUCGAGUGAACGACUCCAUGGCUGUUGAUCCCGAUGCUCCCAUGGGCUAUAUUGAACGAUACAUACAUGGAGAGAUGUACAAGCGUUACCCUGACAUCGCCUGUGUGAUUCAUAGUCACAGCGAAGAUGUUCUUCCCUACGCCAUUGCUGGAGUUCCGUUCAGAGCGGUGUACCACAUGGCAGGCUUUCUUGGUCCCGACCCGGUCCCGCUGUAUGAUGUCGAGAACUCCUACAACGCCACCGAACCGCAUGACUUGUUGAUCCGUACUCCGAACCUUGGGGAAGAUCUGGCCAAGACGUUCCUGACCACUGCAAAUACGUCGGCCAACCCUCCAGUCUUGCUUCCUGACUACAAUGUCGUGCUGAUGCGGCGACAUGGCUUCACCACCGCCGCUAUUGACAUCCAGACCGCAGUUUUUCAGGCCAUCUUCACUCAGUCGAACGCAAAAGCUCAGACUACAGCAACACUGCUGCGAGGUGCAUUUGGUGGGUUAUCUGGGGAUGAGGCCACAACAUGGACGGGCGAGACUGGCAACGGAGGGACUGGUGCAUUUGAGCCCCUGACCGCUCAACAAGCGCAGGACUGUGAAGUCUCCAUAAGGGCGACUUCUGACAGGCCUUGGGGUUUGUGGCUGAAAGAGGUCGAAAAGGACAGCUUGUAUACCAAUAACGCCUAA
Molecule: messenger RNA, 720 nt
Organism: Cladophialophora bantiana CBS 173.52
Lineage: Eukaryota; Fungi; Ascomycota; Eurotiomycetes; Chaetothyriales; Herpotrichiellaceae
Exons: 1
Coding region: 1-720 (239 amino acids)
Biological process (GO): pentose catabolic process
Cellular component (GO): cytosol
Molecular function (GO): aldehyde-lyase activity
Source: RefSeq, a predicted model, not a curated record